Messenger RNA from Homarus americanus (American lobster), 5024 nucleotides. RefSeq names its product paramyosin, long form-like. The transcript is spliced from 17 exons. Gene Ontology annotation, cellular component: myosin complex. Bases 146 to 2860 code for a protein of 904 amino acids. The record is from RefSeq and is a predicted model, not a curated record. Lineage: Eukaryota; Metazoa; Arthropoda; Malacostraca; Decapoda; Nephropidae.
AGUCUCUUUGGAGUUCUGGCCAGGCGGAGCUAGCAGACGGUGUGUGUGUGGCCGCUUCGUGUCUCGUAGAACCCCCGGCGCCAUCUGGCUUGUUCAUAGUGUGUGUGUGUGUGUCUGAUCUGAGUUUCCUCCGAAAACCGCAAAUAUGGCUUCCAAGGCGGUUGUCUCAUCCUCAAGCAAAAUUUCUAAGAUGUCUUCCAGCUCUUCCACUCAAAUGGUCUGCUCCAGCUCCAAGAAAGUAGCUUCCAAGACUUAUUCCUACAGAACUGGAACAGCUCCCGAUGAAAGCAAUGUUACUAUCGAGUACAUCACAGACAUCAGUAAUGUAUCGCGUCUGGAGGACAAGAUCCGUCUGCUUAUGGAAGACAUCGAGUACGAGAGGGAGCUCAGGCAGAGGGUUGAACGAGAGAAGGCUGACCUCAGUGUUCAGGUGAUUCAACUCUCUGAACGUAUCGAAGAGGUAGAAGCUGGCGCCGAUGGUCAGGUUGAGAUCAACAAGAAGCGGGACGCGGAGCUGGCCAAGUUGCGUAAGCUGUUGGAGGAUGUGCAUCUGGAGAGCGAGCAGACCCAUCACAUGCUCAAGAAGAAACACCAGGAGGCCGUCGUGGACUUCCAGGACCAGAUCGACAUUCUUACAAAGUCCAAAUACAAGGUGGACAAGGAGAAGGCUAAGUUCCAACAGGAAUCCUACGAACUGACGGAACAGCUGGAGAAAGUGACGCUAGAGUCGGCCAGUUACCACAAGAGCAUCAAGAGUCUCAACAUCACCAUCCAGGAAAUGAACAUUAGGAUUGAGGAACUGAACCGCACCAUCGUCGACAUUACUUCCUCCAAGCAGCGCCUCAGUGUGGAGAAUGUGGAACUGACCAAGUCUGUGCAGGAGCUGAAGGUGAAGAUUGAAGAAGUGAACUACUCCCUCAAGUCCAGCGGCAACUCCCUCGAGGAGUACAGGAGGAGGUUCGAUGUUGAGGAAGCGCGCCGCCGUAAACUGGAGAGCGAGAUCCACUCCCUCAACAACGAGCUCAAUGCCCUCAAGAGGUCCUACGAAGAGGAGUGUGAGCUGCGCAUUGACAUCGAACGCAAGUUGAGCAGUGAGUCAGCUCUUACCCUACAGUACAAGAGCAAAUACGAAAUGGAGUGUCGCAUUCACCUGGAAGAAGUUGAAGAGAUCAAGAAGAAGAUGCACGUGAGGAUCGUCGAGUUGGAGGAACACUGCAGCAGCCUCAGCCAGAAGGUCUCCGCCCUCGAGAAGCAGAAGAGCCGGCUCUCACAGGAGAUUGAGAUCAUGAUUCUCGACUUGGAGAAGGCUAAUGCAAACCACCGUGAAUGCAAGACCCGACUUGAGACUGUUGACCGUGAGUACAAGACACUGUUGGUGAAGUACGAGGAACUCAACAUGCUGUACGAACAGACAAGCAAGGACCUCAAGGUGCGUGUGGCUGAGUACAACAAGGUGACCAACGAACUGGAGCACGUCAAGGAUGUCUUCGAGAAGAUCUCCAUCGACUACAAGAAGAUCAGCACCGAGAAUGGUGACCUCAAGGCUUCCGUGGGUGACCUGGGCCGCAUCAAGCACGACCUCGAACUGGAGAUCCGUCGCUUGGAGGCCGAGAGGAACGAACUGGCCAACGCCUUGCAUGAAUCUGACUCUGCUCGUAAGGAGGAAGAACAUCGCUUCAUCAAGAUUAGCAACGAGUACCAGAGCUACAGGGUUGAGAUUGAGAAGAGACUACACAUCCGCGAAGAGGAGCUCGAGUCGGUCCGUAAGCAGAUGGCGAUAGAGGUAGACAACCUGAAUGCCCGCGUUGUAGAGGCUGAGACUCGCCUCAAGUCCGAGGUGACCAAGAUCAAGAAGAAGAUGCAGGUGACUAUUACCGAGCUUGAGAUGACCCUCGACACAGCCAACAAGUCCAACAUUGACCUCCAGAAGACGGUCAAGAGGCAGGGCAUCUCCCUUCAGGAACUACAAGCCCACUACGACGAGCUGCAGCGUCAACUUCAGCAGACCCUGGACCAGUACGGUGUGGCCCAGCGUCGCCUCCAGAGCCUUACAGCAGAGUACGAGGAGGCCCGCGCCAACCUCGACGGUGCUAUCCGAGGUCGCCGCUCUGUAGAGAUGCAAUACGAGGAAGCGUCCGCACGCCUCAAGGACUUGACCACCAUCAACGUGAACAUCAGCAACGCCAAGGCUAAGCUCGAGCAGGAACUGUGUGUCAUCGCUGGGGACUACGAUGAAGUCAGCAAGGAAUUUAGGCUGAGCGAAGAGAGGCUGAGCAAGACCACCAUUGAGCUGAAGCGAACCAUCGAACUACUGCACGAGGAGUCUGAGCGUUACGUCAAGAUCGAGUCCAUCAAGAAGUCUCUCGAGGUCGAGGUCAAGAAUCUCACCAUCCGCAUUGAGAACGUCGAGGCCAACUCCCUCGCCAGCACCAAGAGGAUGGUGUCCAAGCUGGAGGGCAGGGUUCACGACUUGGAGCUGGCCCUGGAUGAGGAGCAGCGCCGCCACGUGGAGACCAUCAAGUGCCUGAGGAAGAAGGAGCGUAAUGUGAAGGAGCUGGUUCUGCAGUGCGAAGAGGACCACAAGAACAUUCAGAUACUGCAGGAGACACUCGACAAGACUUACGAGAAGAUCAAUGUUUACAAGCGCCAGCUCAAUGAACAGGAGUCCGUGUCAUCGACCAACCUGACCCGCGUGCGCAGGUUCCAGCGAGAGUUGGAGGCUGCUGAGGAGCGCGCAGAGACAGCUGAGAGCAGCCUGAGCAUGAUCCGCGCUAAGCACCGCACCUUCGUCACCUGCCAAACCACGCAGUUGCCCAGUGGCGAGACCGUCAUUGUCAAGGAGACUGUCUCCCAGCAGUAGAGGCCCCUUCCCCCCGCCUCACUCAGUCACCCGAAACACCCACUUCAAUAAUAACAUAUUAUCUUGUCUAUUUUCUUAAACGUGAUAGACAUAUUCAAUCUCUCUAUUCAUAGAGAUUGUUAUUCUAAGAAUCUAUAUAUGUUAAAAUUAAUACUAACUCGUAACAAAUGUAAGACGAAUCAUUUUUAGAACAUCCGCCCAAUUAUAUUGUAACAGAAAAAUGUUUGUAAUUCUUCCUACUAUCACAAUGUGCUGAUUAGAUUGUAAAAAAAAUGGACACAAUAAACGAUUUGUCAUACGCCAGAGAGUGUGAGUACUAUUGCUUAGGAAGCCUGUCCACUGCAGUAGGUCGGGUGCAGCGAAGGUGUGUCCUGCCUGACCACAUGUUGUGUUUAGGGCGUUUAUUCUGACUUAUGAUAGAUCUCCUAUAUGACUUGGGCGUCUCGUCGGGGAGGUUCACGCCCAUACUGACUGUUAUAUACCAUGAAAUUCUACAUGGGAAUCAUUUAAAACAGUUGAGAUUUUUAUAUGGUAUGCAGAAUUACUUGCUACAUUAGAGUCAGGAUAAUAACAAAUCGGUAGUUAAGGGAAAGGAACAAACGACAAACAACCACAUAAAGUAUUGUGUAUCUUACCUUGCAAGUGAGACACUGCGAGGAGAACAUUACUCUGGAUCUAGUGUAGCAAACGGCAGGGAUGCCUCGGACACUGAACUAUGACCAAGGUCACACUCCCGCCUCUGGCCCACUGUCAGGAGGUUGGAGUGACUCACCCCCUAGUUUAACAUGUGUGUAAAAUGUAAUUAGUUGUGAAUAUAAACAAGUUGAUCUAUAUUCCAUACUAAGAAUUUCAAGAAUUACUGGUGUUAGGUUUCGGGGUUAAGUUUAUCAGUGUCGGAUGAGUAGUGUGGCUGGGAUAUACACUGUCUUGCCCACAGUCCCUAACCACAACACCCGGCGGUAUACCACAAGUUCAGACACUCCCUCGCUCACUCUCUACUGAAUCUUACUGUCAGCUUACUGUGCAGUCAACUUCUAAAGUUCGAUCGCCUCUCCUUCUGAACCACGAAACCCGAGAUUCAGACUCAUGAAUCCGAAGCAUUUAUGGUCAAAAUAAUGUAUCAGUAUACUACUUCGGGAUCCCGAACCUGAAUCUCGGGUUGCGUGGUUCAGGAAGAGAGGUGAACGAACUUUAGUAGUUGACUAUACAAUAAAACGUGGUAUCUUAGCCUACAGGAGAACGGACUAAUAUUGGGUACAGUGUAUCGAUGUGUUGUUAAAAGAUUCAACUUGACGAGUAAUGAAGUGAGGCUUUGGGCAGCUUGAACACACACACACACAUUGUAAGGGUGACUGCUUCAACUUCUCAUGCUCCUACUAACACCACUCGUGAGAUAAUUAUUAACAUACUUCAGUUAUAGAACAAACAAUAUGUUUUCCUUUGUGUACGACUCUGCUGCACUAUACUGCAUUAGAGAGUCCAAGUUCUCACAUGAUAAAGCUAGCUAAACUUCUCUUAUAUCUCUUGUUUGGAUUUAAAGGAUUCUCACGCUAUUUAUGAGCGUUUGGUCCGAGACUCUGUGAUGUGGAAAAAAUAUUCGUGUGUUAUCGAUGUAUUACUCUUAAGUUGAAUUCAAACAUUGCCUGAAGAUUCGUGCUCAGAAUUUAUAAAUGAAAUCAGAUUAUAAAUUUCACCCUUCAUACCUUUCUCUUCCUAUGUUCUGACUGACGUCUCAUCUUACCCUGUUUACAUUGUUCACCCUCCGCUAGUCGAUCUUUCAGCUGUAGGCCUACAGUACAACGCUAACAGUCACUAAUAUAUCAUGUAUAAAGAUGACAUCGUGAUACUUAAAUAUAAAAUAAUGGGAGGGUGACUUGCAAUUUUAAUAUUUUUUAUUCCUAAAAAUCCCAUAUCUGGAAGACUACUAUAAACUGUAGGUACCACUGUGUAGCUUGUAGUAGACGGAGAUAACGUGUUUCAACGUGUCUGUAUUCCCGACAGCUCUUAAGACUUUCUCUUGUAAUGAACGUAACACUCUUCCUGGGGUACACAGAACAUAAGUUGUGCAUGUGGUGGUUCGUGGUAUUGUUGUGUAUUGUAACGCUAUUGUUGAUCCUGCGGGAUCAACGCCAUUAUUAGAAAGUCAAUAAAAGAGCUUGGUCUU